AUGUCUGAGGAUCAGGAAGACAUAAAUAUCAAUGAACUGGUAGGUAAUCUCCUAGCGGCUCACAAUGAACAGGAGCCUCCCAAUGAUUUAGAGGAGAACCUUGAAAAUCAGGAGUUAUCAGAUCUUAAUAAUAAUGGCACUGUGGAUGACGAUAUCGAAUUCGGUGAUGCCGAUUUGGCUGCAGUUGUGGCUCAGGCUAUAGGAAAUAUGGACGAAGGUGAAGACGAACAGCCCACUGAGAAGCCCCAGCACGAUGGAACUACGUAUAACGAUAAUAUGGAACAAGCUCAGGAUAGUCAGAAUAAAGAAGAGGAAUGGGCUCACAUUCUUCAACAAGGUCUACUCCAAGCUACGCAAGAAGUGCCUAAUGAUGAAGUACCAGCAGAAGAACAGGAACAUCGCAUCGAACAUCUUGAUCAAGAGGACGAGACGUUAAGACGGGCCAUCUUGGACUCUUUACAACAGCUUAAUGUUGAGGAUGAUACCGUACACGGCACUACCACUGCCUUCACAGCCGAUGAGAUAGCAAAGGACAAGACCAAAGAACUCGACAAAGCCAAGGAAAAGGAAAAGAAAUCCAAGAAGAAAGAAGCCAAGAAGGCUGCUAAGAAAAAGUCCAAAAAGAAGAAGGAAUCUGGAAAGAAAGUUAAAAGCUCUAAAAAAGAUUCAAAGCAUACUACUCUAACAGGUCCUCCAGAUGAUGAUAUUUUGAACUUCGAAGAUGUAAUAAAAGGAUUCAUGGAGCAAAGUAAUGUUACAGAAGCUGGAUCUAGUCAAGCAUUUCAGGAAUCUGCCGCAUCCACGAGUAACACUGAAAUUAAUGAUGCUGAGACGCAGGCAAUCGUAGAAGCGACAUUGAGAGCUUUUGAGAAUGAACUUCUUGGGGGCCCUACAGUUGUGGCACAAAAAACUACUGGUGAAGUACCGAAGAAGAAAUCAAGCGCAAGUAAAAAACCCUCUUCAUCGAAAAUCAAGGAUAAGAAGGCUACGAAGGCUGCAUCCCAGGCUUCCUCAGCUAAAAGCAAAACAAAAUCUUCACAGACCUCCAAGAAAAGGAAACAGUCAAAAAAAGAUUCUGAUCAACCAGAUCAGUAUGACGAAGAUGAAUUUUCAAGAGCACUUGCUGAGAUGGUGAGUCAAGUUGUAAAUAGUUCGAUAUCCGAUACACAACCUGCACCAUCGCAUGACUCUUCUGCGCAACAAACUUCAGUGUCCUCACCUUUCACCGCCGUGGAACCUCUUAACUCUUCUCAUGAAAUGAUGGUCUCGUCGGGUGCGGAUGAAGGUUUUGAUCUUAAUCAGAUAAUGCAAAAUGCCAUGGCUAUGGCUUUUCAUGAUCAAACACAAAGUCAAUCAGAUGCAGGUGCAGUUGAGGAUUUUAAUCGUGCACUUGGAGAUAUGAAUGUCGCUGAUUUAUUAGGUGGACUACAAACAGAAAAAAGUAAGAAGUUAACUUCGAAAAAGAAGCACCCUUCCGAGAAGAAAUCACAUCACACAAAAGCUAACAAACAUAAAUCACAAUUGGAAGCAGCAGCAGCGGCUGCCGCAGCGGCUGCUGCAACCACAUAUCAUGAGGGAUUUGGUGCGUUAUUACACCCAGAAAGAUUAUCAGAACCUUUUUCUCUACCUUUACCAGAUCAAAGCAGUAUAGCGAUUCCAAAGAAAUCACCUAGACCGCAGCUUUCACCCGAGCAGCUUUUACACAAAAAGUAUUCUCUGGCAGCUAGUGCAGCUGCAGCUGAGGCUAAAAGACGUAUAUCAAAGAAGAAUAAGGAGGCAAGAUUGAAAAUACGUGAGGAGAGAAGGGUUGCUCGCGCUGAAAAGAAGCGUAAAAAGGAGGAGGAAAAGCUAAGGCAAGCUGAAGAGAGAAAAGAGCUCGAAGUAAUAGUUUCCAAGGGCCCUCCUUAUCCCCCGGACUUACGGUUGACAAAAAGUGGUAAGCCUAAGAAGCCCUAUAGGAGGUAUACCCCAGAAGAAAUGGCUAAGAGAGCUCUUUUGCCCCCAGAAGAGCUCGAAAAGCCAAGAAAAGCUAGCAAAGAUCGCAAAAAGAAAGAGAAAAAGCCAAAAAGAAUACCACUAUCAACUCUCAAAAAAAUUCCAUUAUUCAAUUUCAUCAAAGGUAACGUUCCAUAUGACGUUAAAACUAAGUUGAAUGAUAUUGAUGGAACAUUGGCACGGAUACCUUUGGCAACUGCGCGUGCAAUUGCGGAAAGAGAUGCUGAAAUCAGCACGAAAUUGAAGCAAGGUACUUUACUUCAAGAUCCAUUGACGAACCUGAAUCAGCGCGCUAUGCUACUUCGUUUGGGUAGCAAUGGAAUUAAGGACCUCAAGAAGGGCACGUUCGAUCCUAAUCACAAAACAGUUGUUCACCGUGAGAAAGUGCCAUUUCAUCCACCUUGGGAGAUGCCUUCCCAUCCCCCACUUGCUUUGCCAACUGCCAGAAGAAAGAAAAAGGAUAAGAGGAGAAGAGACGUCAGUUUCAGGAAAGCUUCAAAAAGUCAUAGAUCUUCCAAGUCAAGAACUCAACCUCUCAGCUUUGUUUCAGGUAACAGAAUCGUUCCCGCCGCUUUAUUUCCUAUCAUUAACACUUUGAAAGCUGCUGCAAAAGCGAAGGCUGCUGCUGGAGCAUCUCCACAGGAGGCAAGUAAGCAUCUUGGUGCUAUGUUGCAACAUGCAAGAGUGACCAUAGCACAAACUCUUGCUGCUGCAAGAGGACAAGCGAACAGAAAUUAUGCGUCAAUUAGGAAUCAAGACGAUAUCAAACGAUUGCAAGAACGAGAUAUCUCAGUUAAGAGAAUUCCAAUAUUCAACUUGUCCAGCAUCAAAACAAUAGAUACUAAAGACGACAGCAAUCUACCUUCGAAAACUGGGGCAGAAAGCGAAAAGGACAAAGCUCCAACAUUUAUAGAUCUAGAAGCCGCAAGUCCCUCAGAGAUUACCAAGCAAGGAGAUAGCCCAAAAGUCACUCCAUCUAAUAAGGAAGUCGCAAGUGCCUCUUCAUAUACUGAGAAAAGGGGACAAACUACAGCGGUGGUUCAUUCUGAGGUCAGUGAUUCUCAAUCAUCCCAUCCGGUAACGCCAAAUUCUCUUACGUCUUUGAAGGGCAUGAGCACUGCAGUCGUCGCAAAUCUGCCCCUGUCCGAAAACCACAGUAUAACCACGGCAACGGUUUCUGACCCUCUUAUUAAGGUCGAAAACCAAGAUCACAUUUUGAAGAUGGAUAAUAUUCAAGAGUCUGCACAGAUUAACAAACCGCCACCUUCAAUAGCCAAAGUUGUACCUGUGAAGCCAAUAAAACACGAGAAUCCUGCGAUUAUCACCUCAGGGCAGCCUGUAAUUUCAAAGAACGUGAGCAACAUGGUGGAAAAUAUUAUCAAACAGCAACUUUCCAAGGCUGAAAGGAACGGAAGCGAACUUCCACCGGAGUAUGGUAGUAUUUUGUCAAGCACUAUAUCGGACUUGAUAUCACCCCAAGAAAAGCCUAGGAAAAAAUACACAAAAAGGCCUCCCCCAAUGCUCAACCUCGAGGGUUCAAUUCCACCAAGUUUCAAGCCAAAAACAGAACCAAUAGGAAGCAGCGAUAGUCUUCAAACGGUGUCGGAGAGUAAACCUUCAGAAAUGACAGUGAGGAAGGUUGAACCUAGUCGUUCUUCUACAGGCCCCGAAAUUCUCUAUCAAUUCAAAAUUCCAACAAAAGACAUAAACGGGAAUCCUCUGAGAUCAAUAUCUAUCUUGCGUAGGGCAAAAAAUCAUCUUAACAGCGAGGAAUUAGGGAAAUUAAAAAAGAGUGUAAAUAAUGAGAGGAAAAGAAAAUGGCGAGAAGCAAAUGGCAAGAAAAACAAAGACCACGACUUACGCGCAAGGCUGAGAAAGCGUGCGAAUAUACUCUUUGGUGAGCAAAAUUCACAGCAAAAAAACGAAUGGUUCGAUACAGAGUAUGCGAAGAGGGCUAUAAAAUUAGAGAAUGAAUCUGAUGACUUACCAAUCGUGCAACAAUCUUCUGAGCCUACCACAAGUGUCUCCGAUAUGGAAGUUUUGAAUUUGAUUGCCGUAACUUUCAAUAAUUUGGAAGCUGCUAGAGCGAUUGAGAAAGAAAUUAAUGAUGAGGCAAAAUUAAUUUCUACUGAAGGGAGGAGUUCUCAAAAGAGGCGCACUAAAGAAUCUUCUUCUACGCCUGUGCCAAUUAAAAUCGAUACUUCGAAACAGAUUCCACAUCACCCUGUGAACGAAACAGACCGAACCAAACCAAAAUUUCCGGUUGUAAGUACUUCGAUUGAUCCUACUUUAAGCAAUGAUUCCAAGAGAUCUGGGGAUGAUAGAAUUGAAGCUGAGCAGCAUGAUGCUAAGAGACCAAAAAUACAGUUUGGUAGUGAAAAGCCAGUGCAAAAAGCAUCAGUCCCUGCUCUACACAGACCAGGUUACAUCAACAUGGAGAAUAUUUGA
Molecule: messenger RNA, 4443 nt
Organism: Lachancea fermentati
Lineage: Eukaryota; Fungi; Ascomycota; Saccharomycetes; Saccharomycetales; Saccharomycetaceae
Source: the annotation of a GenBank genome assembly